Molecule: messenger RNA, 1473 nt
Organism: Penicillium olsonii
Lineage: Eukaryota; Fungi; Ascomycota; Eurotiomycetes; Eurotiales; Aspergillaceae
Source: the annotation of a GenBank genome assembly
AUGUUCUCUCUUUUUCUGGCCCUGGUUGGCCUUCUUCCCAUCAUCGUGGCAUCCCCGCUCCCUGCCGAAUACCGAAGAACAAUGACUUCCGACGAAAAUCAUGGCAACAGACUGGUUUUCUGUCAUUUUAUGAUGGGAAUCGUUAGCAACCGCCAAAGUUCUAGCGAUUAUGACGACGAUAUGAAACGUGCAAAAGAUGCAGGCAUCGAUGCAUUUGCUUUGAACAUUGGUACCGAUGACUAUACUGAUACUCAGCUGGCCUUUGCGUAUCAGUCUGCGGCUGAACAUGACAUGAAGCUAUUCAUCUCUUUCGACUUCAACUGGUGGCAGACAAGUGAGGCCGCUGCUGUCGGAAUGAAAGUCGCAGAGUUCGCCAACCACCCUGCACAGCUCCUGGUUGACGGCAGGGUCUUUGUGUCUUCCUUCUGCGGUGACGGUGUCGAUGUCAACGAGAUGAAGGCAGCUGCCGGCAGUGAUCUCUAUUUCGCCCCCAACUAUCAUCCCGGUCACGGUGAUUUCGGCGAUGUCGAUGCUGCUUUCAACUGGAUGGGCUGGAGCAGUAAUGGACAAAACAAGGCUCCGACUGAUGAAGCCCACGUCUCAGUUGUGGACGGCGAUAAUGCUUAUAAAGAGGCUCUCGAUGGAAAGCCUCUUCUUGCGCCUGUCUCCCCAUGGUUCUCAACCCACUACGGUACCGAGGUCUCCUACAGCAAGAACUGGGUGUUCCCCUCCGACCUCCUCUGGUACAAUCGAUGGAGAGAGAUCUUGGAGACCGGUCCUCGAUUCGUGGAAAUCGUCACCUGGAACGAUUAUGGCGAGUCGCACUAUAUUGGACCGCUUUCAUCACCCCACACCGAUGACGGUGCCUCCAAAUGGGUGAUGGACAUGCCACACAACGGCUGGCUUGACAUGGCUAAGCCGUUCAUCGCCGCCUACAAGGCUGGCUCGGAAACACCGAUCGACUUCCUCGAGGAAGAGAAGCUAGUCUACUGGUACCGUCCGACACCUAAAGAAGCCGACUGCGAUGAAACCGACACCACAAUGCACGGGGACGCCGACAACUCCAGCGGCAACUUCUUCCGCGGCCGACCGGACGGUGCCGAUAGCAUGGCUGACGAGGUGUUCAUUGUCACUAUGCUGAAGGGGCCCGCGACCGUGGAGGUCCAAUCUGGUGAUCAUGUCGAGACCUUCGAGGCCGAUGCAGGUGUAUGGUCGCAUUCGGUCCCCAUGGGCGUGGGGGCGCAGACCUUCAAGGUCACCCGUGACGACGAGCCAGUCGAUUCUUUGUGCGGGACUAGCUUGAGAGAUAUCACGGACACUUGCCCCUGUGGCAUCUAUAACUUCAACGCCUAUGUGGGCACUCUGCCGGCGGAAGACUUUAUCGACGAGCUGCAGCCGGCUGGGUUGACGAUGCUGACUGAAGGAUUGCAAGUCGAGUGUGCCGUCAACGCUCUUGGCAGUGGUCGUGCAUAG